Molecule: messenger RNA, 774 nt
Organism: Chinchilla lanigera (long-tailed chinchilla)
Lineage: Eukaryota; Metazoa; Chordata; Mammalia; Rodentia; Chinchillidae
Product: ribosomal large subunit pseudouridine synthase B-like
Source: RefSeq, a predicted model, not a curated record
GCCGCGGCCCGCGCUCCCAGCGGCCCGCGCGGCGCCUCCGGCCUCUGGGGACCGCGUGGUGCCCCGAGACGACGGCUGGGGCGCGCCUUGCCGCCUGACUGGGCUCUGCCCGCCUUUCACGAGGGUGUUUUUGUGAGCGUGUUGAGAGUGAGCAAAGACAGUGAGACGGAAAAUCCCCAGAUUCGGGAAAUGCCGCUGGCAGAUUCGGAAAUAGUUAUUUUCGAGGAAUAAUUUGGGGUUGGGUUUAGAGCGGAAUCAUUUGGGGUUUUGGUUGUGAGACUUGGGGUAUCACUAUCCCCAAACGCCAUCUCUUACAAAAAAUGGUGAAGUGGAAAUUUUCCUUCUCCCUGCUCCCUCACCCGCUCCAAAAUGCUCCUGCCAUUCCCUCUCCAGUGCCCUACUUACAGAGGCUGCGUGUCACAUGCUCCCAAUGUGCCUUCCCUUGGUGCCAGACCCUGGAAAUGGACCAUCACAGCUACGCGGCCUGGAAAGAAGUCCAGAUUUAUCCUGGUAAUCUCCUGGGAGGACGCGCCAGAAGAGCCCGUCGUACUGAAAUUGUUUCAGGAGGUACAGAACAUUAAAUGGAGUUUUGAGCCACUAGUCCAAUGGCUGUGGAAGAGAAAAUUUGGAAAAAGAUUGAAACUUGUUGGAGCUCAGUCUAAAAUUACAUGUGCAUUUCUACUGUAAUCUGGCCAGUUUUUAUUUUUUAUCUUUAAAAAACUCCCAGAUUGGAAGCAAAAUUGUGCAGACCAAAUAAAGCUCGCUCGCUCCUCA